AUGGAUCAGAAAGAACAUAAAUUGAAUGGGAAGGUGAUUGAUCCUAAAAGGGCCAAAGCCAUGAAAACAAAAGAACCUGUUAAAAUAUUUGUUGGUGGCCUUUCUCCAGAUACACCUGAAGAGAAAAUAAGGGAGUACUUUGGUGGUUUUGGUGAGGUGGAAUCCAUAGAGCUCCCAAUGGACAACAAGACCAACAAGAGGCGUGGGUUUUGCUUUAUAACCUUUAAGGAAGAGGAACCCGUGAAGAAGAUAAUGGAAAAGAAAUACCACAAUGUUGGUCUUAGUAAAUGUGAAAUAAAAGUAGCCAUGUCCAAGGAACAGUAUCAGCAGCAGCAACAGUGGGGAUCUCCAGGAGGGUUUGCAGGAAGAGCUCGUGGAAGAGGUGGUGGCCCCAGUCAAAACUGGAACCAGGGAUAUAGUAACUAUUGGAAUCAAGGCUAUGGCAACUAUGGAUAUAACAGCCAAGGUUACGGUGGUUAUGGAGGAUAUGACUACACUGGUUACAACAACUACUAUGGAUAUGGUGAUUAUAGCAACCAGCAGAGUGGUUAUGGGAAAGUAUCCAGGCGAGGUGGUCAUCAAAAUAGCUACAAACCACUAAAUUAUUCCAUUUGCAACUUAUCCCCAACAGGUUGUGAAGCGGUAUUUUCCAAUUUGAAGAUUCAUUUGAUGGUGGCUCCUGCCACCUGCUAAUAGCAGUUCAAACUAAAUUUUUUGUAUCAAGUCCCCGAAUGGAAGUAUGACGUUGGGUCCCUCUGAAGUUUUAAUUCUGAGUUCUCAUUAAAAGAAAUUUGCUUUCUAAUUAAAAAAUAAAAAAAUAAA
Molecule: messenger RNA, 822 nt
Organism: Suncus etruscus (white-toothed pygmy shrew)
Lineage: Eukaryota; Metazoa; Chordata; Mammalia; Eulipotyphla; Soricidae
Product: heterogeneous nuclear ribonucleoprotein D0-like
Biological process (GO): regulation of gene expression
Cellular component (GO): nucleoplasm
Molecular function (GO): RNA binding
Source: RefSeq, a predicted model, not a curated record